Salmo salar (Atlantic salmon) is the source of this 1469-nucleotide messenger RNA. Its product is annotated as DNA polymerase beta. Lineage: Eukaryota; Metazoa; Chordata; Actinopteri; Salmoniformes; Salmonidae. Gene Ontology annotation, molecular function: DNA-directed DNA polymerase activity; DNA binding. The record is from RefSeq and is a predicted model, not a curated record. Gene Ontology annotation, cellular component: nucleus. Gene Ontology annotation, biological process: double-strand break repair via nonhomologous end joining; base-excision repair.
GAAGAUGGAGACCAUUCAUUCUGCAGGAGCUGGAGUUGCUGGUUACUGAGUACAUCAGGGCCAUCUGUGGAAGCUACAGGAGAAGUGCUGAAUCCAGUGGGGAUAUUGAUAUCUUGCUGACUCACCCAAACUACACCUCUAUGGAUGAGAAACAGCCCAAACUUCUCCAUGCCGUGGUUGAACGUUUUGAGUCCAUUGGGUUCAUUACAGACACACUGUCCAAAGGAGACACCAAAUGCAUGGGAGUCUGCCAGCUGCAGCAAAAUGAUGAUGAUGGGGAGGAAUAUCUUCACAGGCGUAUUGAUAUCAGGUUAAUUCCUAAGGACCAGUAUUACUGUGGUGUGCUGUAUUUCACUGUUAGUGACAUCUUCAAUAAGAACAUGAGAACUCACGCUCUGGAGAAAGGCUUCACCCUCAACGAGUACACCAUCCGGCCAGUGGGGGUUACUGGUAUGGCCAGAGAGCCUCUGGUGGUGGACAGUGAGAAGGACAUAUUUUACUACAUCCAGUGGAAAUACAGAGAGCACAAAGAGCACAGCGAGUGAAAGGAGGGGCUAAAAAUACACUUUUUAUCCCCACAUGAUUUACCUUCAAAGGCUGAAAAUAGUGUGUGUGUUUUAGGGCUUCUAUAUAUUUUGGUGUUUGUUUUCCCAGGAGGGAAAAAUAGGACAAAACCUUUAGGUUUCUCCCACAGUCCCACUGACUUUUUAUUACCAGGAAAUAUAUAUUGAAGUGAACUCUAUCAGUGUUCAUGAAAUCACUGGUAAAUGCAAUGAUUCUUUGAGAAGGAAAUAUGCUUUAGAUUGUCAACACAUUUAGAGCUUCAAACACACUUUACCUCAUUAUAUGCAUGAUCUGGUUUUUGACUGCCAGUGAUUUCUACAGUCUCUGACAAUGCCAAGAGUAAGACCAGAAUAUUUGUUUUACAGUGCUGUCACUCAGCAUAAACAUGCAAAUAUAUUUGUAUUGAUGGUGCUAAAUUAAUAACGUAUCAUGUGUAUCAAACAGCAACACAGUGUGUCAGUCUGUUUCUGCUUGUCGCUGUCUUGUUUGGCUAGCUAGGCAACAAUGUUGCCUUGACUUCAGAAACACACUGGCUAAAGCAUAGGGCUACUGACAGAUCUUUUUGGUAUGCCUGACUAGUCACUCCUGCAGCAUCUGUGUACAUUGCUGUUUCCCUCACUCACUGUCCAGUUUUAUAUGUAUGAUCUGUGGAAGACAUUUAUCAUGCUUUUGAGAUGAAGUUAAGAUUUCCAUAUGAGGCAUUUCUAAAUAGACUUUUAUUAAGUGUUUCUCAUUCUGCUGGAGUUGACCUAGUAUUUUAUAUCAAACCUGUUUCUCCAUUUGUAACUCACCCAUCAAAAAUCACAAUAUGCCUUUUUAAAUGAUUUGUUCUGGUCUAAUUCCUCAAAUGGAAAAGCAGAAAAAUCUGUGCACUCCUGGAUAGAAAUUUGUAUGGUGCUCUUCGA